Molecule: messenger RNA, 3001 nt
Organism: Myxocyprinus asiaticus (Chinese sucker)
Lineage: Eukaryota; Metazoa; Chordata; Actinopteri; Cypriniformes; Catostomidae
Product: somatostatin receptor type 2
Exons: 1
Coding region: 669-1709 (346 amino acids)
Biological process (GO): neuropeptide signaling pathway
Cellular component (GO): membrane
Molecular function (GO): G protein-coupled peptide receptor activity
Source: RefSeq, a predicted model, not a curated record
GUUACAAGCACAGCUUGCUACUCAAUAUCGUUUGAAUAAUACCUUGGGAAAUCUGGCUGAUUUACACACUGGAUUGUCAAACUUGUAACCUUUAAAUGCCCUUAAUGUAUUGUGUCACAACUUCAAGUUAGAAGAAGAAAACAGCAAAUUAUUUGAAUUGAUCUGCAAUCAUCCAAAUCAAUGCAGGCAAGUACAAUCGCCAUCAUUUUGACAAGUUUUGGAUCUGACCCUGGAAUGAAUUAAUAUGGCAAGAAAUUUUGCUUUCCUUGUAGGGAACUAAAGAGAAUGAUCUUUGAAUUCCAUUGCAAUCAUUAACUACUGAUGACAGCAUUCCAGAGCAUUUUAUCAAGGAAACUACAAUACUAUCACAAUACUGGCCUUGUGAUUGUAUUCUCAGUCAACAUUACAUGAAUGCAUAAGGACGUACACUGUAUAACCAGAGGAUUGUUAAAAAAGAGAGAUGUUACUGAAAUGUUUGUACACUUCUGUUAUUUGAAGGAGUAACUUGUGAUUAUUAGUACAACUUUGUCCAAUUGCUUAGUGUUUGGUUUUAGACUGAAAGACUUUCAGUGAGUACAAAUCGUAGAAGAUGCAUGAAAGACAAUACUUGGAUUUAACAGUGAUUAUCAAAUACAUUCAAAAUUACCGUAGAUUGUGGAAUUAAUAACAUGUUGGACACCCCUGGACACUCUAUUAUGAUUAACUUUACUAGCAAGUUGGGCAACAGUUCCAGUCUUGGACCAAGUGAUGUUGAGCGAGUCUUAGUACCCAUAUUUGACAGCUUCAUCCUUGUAACUGGGGUUGUUGGACACAUUCUGGUUCUCAUCAUUAUUUGUCGUACAAUGCGGCAAGGACAUGGACAGAUUAGUGGAGGCAGGACAGGAGGAAUCCAACAAACAAACGCAAAUGGAACAGACGUUCUUCUUUUGUCAUUAAGCGUGGCGGAUCUGUUGCUACUGUCUUGUCUUCCCUAUCACACAGUCGCCAUCGCAACCCAUCACUGGCCCUUUGGUAGCUUCAUGUGCAAGUCUGUGAGCUUCCUGAGUGCGAUGUGUACCUCUGCGAGUGCCUUUACGCUGGCGGCUUUGGCUUUUGGACGAUACAUAAUCGUGGUCCAUCCAUCAAAAGCAUACCGAUGGCGCAGAGAGGGAUAUUUAAAAGUAGUUGCAGGUGUACUUUGGAUACCAGCUAUCGUCUUGGCAUCGCCUCAGUUUGCUUGGCGGACACUGAUGUCAGGGCCAGAUGACCGUGAAUCCCGUGAGGACUUGGCAUGUUUCAAUUUCCUCUCUGACAAGGACCAGAUGACAUACGGAGUGUGUCAUUUCUUACUGGCCUUUGCCUUUCCACUUGGGAUUAUUGUAACAGCCUACACCAAUAUCUACCAUUUCCUCAAAGGCACUAGACAGGGCCGUACAAGCCAGAAUGAUCGUUUGGAACACUAUCACAUGCAGGUAACCCAAACAUCAGCACUGUUAGUGCUUGCUUUUGCAUUGUGCUGGCUGCCCUCCUAUGGUUUGAUGUUUGCCCAAAUAGCUGAAAGUGAUGUGGUUGGUCCUUUACCACACUUUGGACCUUUUGCUACAUUUGCUCGAAUCAUGGCAACCUCUUCUACUGUGGCUAACCCCAUUCUCUACGUUUUCAUGUCAGAGAAAUUCAGGAAGGAACUAAUGAAUCUGGCUCAAGGAUGCUAUGGAAGCAGAGCCUCCUAAAUACAAUGGGAUUCCACAGUGUUUUCCAAUCGUACCUCUUGUCAAAGUCCAAUCCCAUAGAAAUUCAGCCUGAUCUCUUAUUACAUGGUCCAUUACAUGUAUUGCGGCAGUUCUAAAGUGAAAUGUACACUGUGUGGCGCUAAAAGUGAGUUAUCCCAACUGAUGAGGUUCUUAAGGUUAAUGAUGUAUUGAGUUCUAAAUCAACAAAACCUACUUCCCCACCUUAAACCUAAAGCACAUGUGAGAUUAAAUCAGAUGUUUAGUAAGUUUAAUGCUGGGUCCUUUGCGUCAAAUGUGCAACACUCAAUCAGUUAAGCAACCUGGCAACUUGAUCGUGCUUGAAUAAGCUUGUAGCUAUAUGAAGUUGGUUGUGUAAUGCAAACAUUAAUAUGCAUUGCUGUACAAGUCAUGCACUGUAGUAAAAGUCUUUUGGUGUCAUGAAAAGUCAUUGUGUGAGGAACAGUGCAAAAAGUUUUAUGAACUGAUAAUUUGUUGUUUUACUCGUGAUUUGUGUUAAAGUGAAUUUAAGUCAUUGUAGCACCUCUUAGUGUUUAUUUCACCAGGUCACUGCUGCGAUACAUAUUUUUGCAUCAUUUUGCAAAGGUAGUUAUGGUAAUGUGAUUCUAUGAGACCAGGUUGAAGAAAUUCCACUGGCUGGCAAAAUUUAUUUUGGGUACUCUGUUUGGUACCUGAUUAGAAAACCUACAAUAAUCACUUGUUACUGUAAUAUGCAAUCUUAACCAUCAGAAUUCAACUAAUUCAAACUAAUAUCUUAAAUUAUAUAUUACAUUAUAUAGCAAAGCUUAUAAUGGUAAAAUUAACCAUUUUUAUUUCUUUGUGUUUUCAUUCUUGUGAAGGCAUGUGGUUAGCAAGCUAACCAAUUAGCCUGACAGCUUAACAUACCACUAACUGAUUAGCUUGCUAACCUAGAAAACUCUUUACAGUUUAUCUGCAUGAGUAAAUGAUUUGGAUCAGGCAUUGCAAACUAUCCUUAUGUAAAGGUAGAAUUUUUAUGGGAUUUGGAAUGACAUGAACGGACCUUUUAAAACUUUUUAAAAGCAAAUGGACAUUAUUACUGAACAUUGUUAGUCCUCCAUUAAAAAAGUUGUUUACAGACUUAAAUGUACUGCAUAUAUGUGUUAGUAAUGAGUAUUAUGUUUAACAUUUCAUUUGAGACAAAUUUUCAAAAUUUCCAUUCAUGUAUAACAAAUGCUAAGAUUCUUUUAGGAGACAUGUUGCAUCACAGAUUCACAUUUCACCAUCAGCACAAUGUUUUAGGGUGUUUUAAAAAU